AUGCAGGCCCUACUCUUCUUCAACCACUUGAGCAUGGCGGAGCCCGUCAUCCAAGAGGCUCGCCCCAAGCCAGAGAUGACAGACAAGGCUCUGGUCGAGGGGGGUGGGGACUGGGUGGCUCUGGACAAGAGGGCGCGGCAGAGACAGGCCGACGGGCGAGACUUCAUCCCCCUCCGUUCCAAGCACUCGAGCGGUCUGCCGGCCAACACGAGGAAGCAUCGGGACCGAGGCCACCAGACCCAGCCCGGCGGUGCUUCGCGAGGGAAUUGA
Acanthamoeba castellanii str. Neff is the source of this 270-nucleotide messenger RNA. RefSeq lists its product as uncharacterized. NCBI's taxonomy places the organism in Eukaryota, Discosea, Longamoebia, Acanthamoebidae. The transcript is spliced from 2 exons. Bases 1 to 270 code for a protein of 89 amino acids. The record is from RefSeq and is a predicted model, not a curated record.